Messenger RNA from Chenopodium quinoa (quinoa), 1190 nucleotides. RefSeq lists its product as uncharacterized. The transcript is spliced from 2 exons. NCBI's taxonomy places the organism in Eukaryota, Viridiplantae, Streptophyta, Magnoliopsida, Caryophyllales, Amaranthaceae. Bases 228 to 878 code for a protein of 216 amino acids. The record is from RefSeq and is a predicted model, not a curated record.
AUUAUAUUGCAAAAUCAUACAACGAGACGAACCUAAAUGAACGCACAAGAUUAUAUUUUUAUCUACGUUUAUGAAUAGAUUUAUUUUUGUUGUUGGUAAAGAAAAAAAAAAAAAAUAUAUUAGCCGAAACCUCUCACACGCCAAUUACAACUACUCACUAAUCAGAAGGGUUAGUUAGUUAGUAGAUACUUGAUGAACAAGACAUUGGACGGGAGGGUAGAGAAUCAAUGGCAGUGUGGAAGAACUUGAUCACCAAAGCCACCAGCACAUUGAAAAUCAAUAAAGCACGUGUAACUCAGGUGACGGAAUUCUACUCCGAUAAUCGUAUUCGUGAUAUCUUAACGCCGGUGACGGCGACGGUCACAGGAGUAGUUCAAAAAGGUUACGACGUUAGCCGGCAGGUUGACGGCGCCGUUAGAACACAAGCGCGUGUAAUUCACGAUUACUUUUCCGAUGAUCAAAUUCGUCAACUCUUAAGCCGUAACCUUAAAUUUCUCGUUCAAAACAGUGCUCUUUUCGUUGCUCGUAGUUAUGGGGGUGGUCCAAUCAUUGAUAUUGUCUCGGCCUCAUUGCAAGACCAAAAUGCUGCCUCUCAGAAGGAAAGACUGAAAGAGCUAGAGAAUAAAGUAGCUAAACUUGAGAAGGCAUUGUGCUCAAGGGAAUUCCGUGUGGAAGCUGAUAUAUACAUGGCACGUACUAAUUCGCAUGAUAAACUGCACAUGAGAACACACAUCAACCUGAAUCCUGAGGAGAUACUACAGGUGGUCUUGAUGAAGCACUUAGGUCUGAAAAUUAUAGACGAUUUUGUUAUGGCCAAAGCUCGAUCUAAAACAGAUUUGAAGCCUGCAUUUAAGUUAAUUGGAAGCCCAGCAGCGUGAAUAAGAAGAUGAAGCAAGAUGAGCUCUUUGCUAUGGAAUGGUGGUGGUGUUUGCAUCUGUGUAAAUAUUGGUUUCAGAAUUAUAUUAUGUGCUUUAAAUAAAUUAACAGUGACUGUUUAGUUGUUUCCAGGAGCAAAUGUAUUACCGAGAAUAUGUAAUCAAGCAUAUUAGCUUUCUGUGAAGGGAGACACUCCAGGUGCAAGUACUUUCGGUGGAUUUAAUUUUAGUGUUAGUUAAUUAAAUAAAUUGUACUUAAUGUGACGGCUAAUUUUGAAUUUAAUCCAAAAUAAAAUCAUCUUUCAAUUUCUAUUU